AUGCCUCCCUUCCCUCUCCUCCGUCUUCCUCGAUUGGUCCUGUGCGAAGUAUUCAAAUCAUUGAAUAUCGAGGAGAAAAUCAAACUCUCUAUCUGCUCCAAGAAAAUCUCUUUUCAAAUCAAUAAUGAUCGUAUGUACUCUCAAAAGGUUAUAGUCAGUCUGGACAUGAUCAACCAAGGAAUCAGAGUUCACUCUGAAAAUGACGAAGAUGCAUUUAAAGUUUUCAUUGAUCUAGAUAUCCGGAAAAUGAAUUAUUCAAAGCAACAAUUUUCUAUUGCAUGUCGUACUGUAAAAGUUAUGUCUACCCGAAAAAAAUUCAAAAUGUACUGGAAGAAUUAUCAAGAAGGAUUUUUAUCGGUUAUUCGGCAUCUAUUGAAGAUGUUUCAAUGCAAGAUUUCAACUAGUUUUGAUUGUCAUGGUAGUGAUAUAUUUCAACCAACAAUUUCAACGUUGUUUGAUCUACAACUGGAAUUCAAGAUGCUCAAUAUUUGCCUCAAAGGAUCAAUGGAAGAAAACUUGUUGUGGAACCAGAUAUCCAGUGAUUUGCGACGGGUGGAGUAUCUUACCAUCUCAUCUGUUCCUAAUCCUGGUUUCACACCAGUUAUCACUUCAUGGCCACAGCAAAUUAGUAUCAUGAAUUCCGCUUGGUUCACUCUUGAAUCUCUUUUGACGUGCACUUGCAAUAUAAUUACAAUCGGGAGGUCCGACCUGGAAAACAAGGAUUUGGAUGAUAUACUCAAUAAUUGGAAGACUGGAGCAUUCCCGAAUCUAGAAUAUCUGUACAUCAAAGGUAAAAAUAUUACAAAUAAUGGAACGACGAUUUUGGGAAGGAAUUUGAUGGAGUUAGAUGGAAUGAUUAUCCAAACUGAUAAUGGAUCAAAGAAGGCAACUAUUAAACUUGGCUUCCCCUGGGCGAUCGAAAUUUAUGUGACUCCAUUUGAAUAA
This is a messenger RNA of Caenorhabditis remanei, 945 nucleotides long. RefSeq lists its product as uncharacterized. The transcript has 2 exons. Gene Ontology annotation, molecular function: protein binding. Lineage: Eukaryota; Metazoa; Nematoda; Chromadorea; Rhabditida; Rhabditidae. The record is from RefSeq and is a predicted model, not a curated record. The coding region runs from base 1 to 945 and encodes 314 amino acids. Gene Ontology annotation, biological process: embryo development.